AUGGCCGUAACCUCCCGCAGCUUCGCCGUGAUCGGACUUGGCAGCUUCGGCUCGACCGUCGCCACCGAACUGCAACGCUCGGGCAACACGGUCGCCGGCAUCGACAUCGAUGAGAAGCGUGUCUCGCGGGUCGCUGAACAUUUGUCUUCGACGGCCAUUCUCGACGCCACCGACGAGGAUGCGCUGCGCGAAAUCGGCAUCGACGGAUACGGGGCGGCGAUCGUGGCGAUCGGCGACGACAUAGAGGCGUCGAUCCUGACGACGAUGAACCUCAAGCUGGUGGGUGUCGAGACGAUCUGGGUCAAGGCCGCCGGCAAGGCCCAUCACCGCAUCCUGUCCAAGCUGGGUGUCGACCGCGUCAUCCAGCCCGAACAGGAGAUGGGGCGCCACAUCGCGCAGAUGCUCAACAAUCCGGCCGUCCAGGAUUAUGUGAGUCUCGGCAACGGCUUUCACGUGGUCAACAUCCUCGUGCCCGAACGGCUGGAGGGCAAGACGCUCGACGCCUUGAAGAUCGGCAAGAGCCACGACCUGCAGCUUCUGGGCCUGAUGCGCGGAACCGACUAUGUCGAUUGCGACAAUGGCGGUCUGACAUUGCAGGAAAAGGACAAGCUGCUGGUGCUCGGCAAGCGGGCCGAUCUGCGCCGAUUCGGCGAUUCGCUUUAG
Messenger RNA from Effrenium voratum, 663 nucleotides. Lineage: Eukaryota; Dinophyceae; Suessiales; Symbiodiniaceae. The record is from the annotation of a GenBank genome assembly.